Molecule: messenger RNA, 373 nt
Organism: Staurois parvus
Lineage: Eukaryota; Metazoa; Chordata; Amphibia; Anura; Ranidae
Source: the annotation of a GenBank genome assembly
UCAGCGACUUAUAGCGGGACUGUGGGACUACGGCGGGCAUUUUGACACUGGGGGGGAACUGACUAAUUGCCACUGAUAUCCCCAGUGACACUAAUACAGUGAGCAGUGCUAAUAAAGCAUUGACACUGUACAAAUGACACUGGGCAGGAAGGGGUUAACAUCUGGGGCGAUCAAAGGGUUAAUUGUGUGCUGUGCUUUACCGUGUACGGUGUGUUGGUGCUUCAUUGCAAGCACACUGCUCUGGAUGGCUGUGCUGUGCACAGCCAUCCAGAGCAGUGUGCCCGAGCUGACAGGGAGGAGGACUGUUAGUAAACAAAGCAGUCCUCUUCCCUGUCAGAGAUGCUUGGUAAUCACAGGGCGCCAGCGGGGAAUC